AUUAGACAAGAAAGACAAGUCGAGAACGUACUUCUUACACUAAACCAUGAAACAGAAGCUGGAAAUUGUAGCCCUGAUCCUGGGCUUUUUUGGCUUAUUUGGGACAAUAGCUGUUACAGCUCUGCCUACCUGGAAGGUCUCUGCCUUCAUUGGGGCUAAUCUUAUAGUCAUGGAGGAACUGUGGGAAGGCCUGUGGAUGACCUGCUUCAGACAUAGUAACAUCAAGAUGCAGUGCAAGGUCUACGACUCACUAUUGAUUCUCCCAGCCGAGCUGCAGGCGGCCAGAGGAUUUAUGUGUGUCUCCAUCGCCCUGGUGUUCAUUGCCUUGAUUGUCACAGCUUUUGGAAUCCAGAGGAGCAACUGUUGUGGCGACAACAUGAAGAGCAAAAACAUCAUUCUGGCUGUCGGGGGAUGUUUGUAUCUGAUUUCGUUUUUGACCACACUCAUUCCUGUCAGUUGGGUGGGUCACUCGAUUAUCAGGCAGUUCUACAAUCCAACUGUGCUGGAUUCUCAGAAACGAGAGAUAGGACAAGCCAUCUUCAUUGGCUGGGGAACUUCUGGUGUGUUACUGGCAAAUGGAAUUAUCCUGCUCGUCCGAUACAGCAAACGAAGAUCCAAAGAAGAAGACCUCUACCAAGAUGUAUACAAUAUGGAGGAAAAGAGUGCCAUCAAAGAGGACACUGUAUAUCUCGCCCAGACAGGAUCCGGCUUGCAUAAAUUUCAAGAAUAUGUGUAAAUAAUUGUACAUUUUUGCUUUCUGCUGAAUGUAUUUAAUUGCAUAGCCUAAGAAAAACUACACAAGCUGACUUGCACAUGCCCAUCAAAAUGAAGGUGUGGCUACUUUCUUACAAGCAGUACUGGCUACAAAUGUUCUUUACCAUUCAACCAAUUUUGUACAUGAAAAAGUAUUCAUUUAAUAUGAGUAUUUUUUCUUUUACUUUUAUUUUUAACAAAUGCACUUAUCUCUCUGCAUGUCCUUGACAUUUUUGUGUUCUAAUAAACUAAUUUUGGUGAGCUGCUCUUGA
This is a messenger RNA of Poeciliopsis prolifica (blackstripe livebearer), 1025 nucleotides long. Its product is annotated as claudin-8-like. The transcript has a single exon. Lineage: Eukaryota; Metazoa; Chordata; Actinopteri; Cyprinodontiformes; Poeciliidae. Bases 47 to 736 code for a protein of 229 amino acids. Gene Ontology annotation, biological process: bicellular tight junction assembly; cell adhesion. Gene Ontology annotation, cellular component: plasma membrane; bicellular tight junction. Gene Ontology annotation, molecular function: structural molecule activity. The record is from RefSeq and is a predicted model, not a curated record.